AUGAGUUUGGGAAUUGCUUCAUCAGUGGCAGGGCCAACUGUGGCAGAAAGAGCUUUGUACUUGUGGAACAAUGAUCAUAUCGAGAACUUAAUUAGGCAGAACCGCAAAGUUAUACUCCCCAUUAUCUUCCCUGCCCUGGAGAAAAAUGGACGUAACCACUGGAAUCAGGUGGUGCAGAGCUUAACAGUUAAUGUUCGCAAGAUCUUUGCUGAUAUUGAUUCUGAGCUGUUUGAGGAGUGCUUACGCCAGUUUCAAGAGAAUGAAGCCAAGGCAGAGGAAAUCAAAACAAAACAAGAAGCCACCUGGAAGCGCUUAGAAGAGAUUGCAGCAACAAAAGCUGCAAGUAGCGAAGCAGUCCUUGUUCCCCGUGCUAUACCCAACUUAACAUCUUCCAGCUAG
Molecule: messenger RNA, 399 nt
Organism: Dovyalis caffra
Lineage: Eukaryota; Viridiplantae; Streptophyta; Magnoliopsida; Malpighiales; Salicaceae
Source: the annotation of a GenBank genome assembly